AUGGCCUGCUCGCUGGUCUUCUGUCACGCCGUCAUACGAUUCGUGGACUCGUGUACUUCAUACUUAACAGAUAUAGUAUGGUGGUCUGGCACUAUUGCAAUGGCUCUGGGUCAAAUAGGCAAUUUCUUGGCCUACACUGCAGUCCCAACUGUGCUAGUGACGCCCUUGGGAGCUCUUGGCGUUCCAUUUGGGUCCAUUUUAGCUUCUUACUUACUGAAAGAAAAACUGAACAUUCUUGGCAAGCUGGGAUGUUUGCUGAGCUGCGCUGGGUCUGUUGUUCUCAUCAUCCAUUCCCCAAAGUCCGAGAGUGUAACGACUCAGGCUGAGCUUGAAGAGAAGCUUACAAAUCCAGUUUUCGUGGGUUAUCUCUGCGUAGUACUGCUAAUGCUUCUCCUGCUUAUCUUCUGGAUAGCUCCAGCUCAUGGACCUACCAAUAUCAUGGUUUACAUCAGUAUUUGCUCUCUGUUGGGCAGUUUCACUGUUCCCAGCACAAAAGGCAUUGGGCUGGCUGCUCAAGAUAUCUUUCACAAUAACCCCUCGAGUCAAAGGGCUCUGUACCUCUGUCUGGUACUUCUGGCAGUAUUGGGAUGUAGCAUUAUCAUUCAGUUCAGAUACAUUAAUAAGGCAUUGGAAUGUUUCGACUCGUCUGUGUUUGGUGCCAUCUACUAUGUUGUGUUUACCACCCUAGUCUUGCUGGCUUCAGCUAUCCUUUUCAGGGAAUGGAGUAAUGUAGGAGUGGUAGAUUUCUUGGGAAUGGCUUGUGGAUUCACCACAGUGUCUAUUGGAAUUGUUCUUAUACAAGUCUUCAAGGAAUUCAACUUCAAUAUUGGGGAUUUAAAUAAACCUAACAUGAAAACAGAUUAA
This is a messenger RNA of Tauraco erythrolophus (red-crested turaco), 864 nucleotides long. Lineage: Eukaryota; Metazoa; Chordata; Aves; Musophagiformes; Musophagidae. The record is from RefSeq and is a predicted model, not a curated record.